GUCGUUUAUAGCUGUCGCAACCACAUCAGCGCGAACCGAUACCCUCGCUCAUACGAAUUCCUAUAUUUCCCAGUGCGUUCAUCGAUGUUUAUCGAAUUUGCGGCCAACAUCCGUAUGUUGACGAUUCCCGACUGAACAGUAUUAAGUGAUGGGCAAAGGUGAAGAAAGAAACGGGACGACAGCACAGGCAGGCGAAUCGACAUUCCUGGCAAAGAGCUCGAACGAGGCUAGCAAGAUGUUGGAAGCCGCAUUGCUACAAAUGGAUGACAUUAUUUCUGGUGCUUGUGCCGAAAAUUCGACCGAGAGUAACAUGGAGUGGAAGAAUUCGGUAAAAGAGGCGACCAGGAAUCUCGUGACUGCGAUAAAGAGCGCACCGAUGCCACCUCCGCCGCCUGAUGGCGUCACCCAGAACAUCCUGCUGUCAUGGAUGCAACCGGAUUUCAUGGCGUUAAUUUUAGUUUCGGCGAAGACGAUGCCGUGAUCGGUAGCGCGAGAGUGCACUUCAUCGAGAUAACGUUCGAUUGUGUGUAAACGCCGAUAUCAGAAACCUGAAUGUAUUUUAUACAGUGAACAGAGUUUGGCAACAUCAUUACAUAUCUGACAUCUAUUAUAACGGUGAUCUUGUGAGAGAAAGUUUACGAUAGAAAUGUGAAUUUUUUUUUAAGUUUCUUGAUAUUAAUACAUCUCUUACCGAACCAGACAUGAGACUGUAAUGUGUUUCAUGCUGAGCUCAAUUAAAAAACAAACGUAAUAAUUUAGUGAAUGUUGCAAAG
Molecule: messenger RNA, 773 nt
Organism: Monomorium pharaonis (pharaoh ant)
Lineage: Eukaryota; Metazoa; Arthropoda; Insecta; Hymenoptera; Formicidae
Exons: 4
Coding region: 149-481 (110 amino acids)
Source: RefSeq, a predicted model, not a curated record